UAUAAAUCCAGCCAAGUGAACCACCACCCAAAUUGAUUAGUCCGGUUGUUCGUUGCGGUCGGAAGGCUAAGCGGUAAUUGUGUUUUAAAGUAUACAUACAUUGCAAUUGGUUUUCGAAUUUUGUAAAAGUACUCACAUUUUACAGAAAAAAAAUGGCUUCUGGAGUUACUGUUUCGGAUGUAUGCAAAACAACAUACGAGGAAAUUAAAAAGGAUAAAAAACACCGCUAUGUCAUCUUCUACAUUCGUGACGAAAAGCAAAUUGAUGUGGAAACUGUUGGAGACCGCAACAGUGAAUACGACCAGUUUCUAGAUGAUAUCCAGAAGUGCGGUCCUGGAGAAUGCCGAUAUGGUCUUUUCGAUUUUGAAUACAUGCACCAAUGUCAAGGAACGUCAGAGAGCUCAAAGAAGCAAAAGUUGUUCCUCAUGUCAUGGUGUCCCGAUACUGCUAAGGUUAAGAAGAAGAUGUUGUAUUCCAGUUCUUUUGAUGCUCUCAAGAAAUCGUUGGUCGGAGUCCAGAAGUAUAUACAAGCUACUGAUUUGUCAGAAGCAUCUCGCGAAGCCGUUGAGGAAAAACUGCGAGCUACUGAUCGUCAAUAGACUACAAGAUCGAAAGUCUGUGCAAUGCAUUUAACAUAAAAAACGUGCAUGAAUCAGCGAUUACAUAUGUAUCCGGUCAAGAUCGCCAAUUUGUAUGAAAAUUUUCUACAUAAUUUGUAUUUUCAGUAUAAAUAAAGAAAAUUAAUUUAAAAGCCA
Messenger RNA from Drosophila innubila, 755 nucleotides. RefSeq names its product cofilin/actin-depolymerizing factor homolog (gene tsr). Lineage: Eukaryota; Metazoa; Arthropoda; Insecta; Diptera; Drosophilidae. Gene Ontology annotation, molecular function: actin filament binding. Gene Ontology annotation, cellular component: actin cortical patch; actin cytoskeleton; cytoplasm. The record is from RefSeq and is a predicted model, not a curated record. The coding region runs from base 153 to 599 and encodes 148 amino acids. Gene Ontology annotation, biological process: actin filament fragmentation; cell motility; actin filament severing. The transcript is spliced from 4 exons.